GGGCUAAGGGCGGAGGCUGGUGCUGGAGGGAGGACGGGGCGACGUUGCCCGGGCCGGUGUGUCUUUCUUGCUUCUGCCUUUGUAAGCCCGCCGUCAUGGCUUCGGCUUUCCGUCCCGGCGCCUCGUCCUCUCCCCCCGCCGCCUGCCUACUUCUGCUGCUCGGCUGCUUCGUCUUGCGCGGGGCUUCCGCGUGGUCGGAGGAGACGGAGGAGGACGCCGACAAGACGGACCCCACGCGGCACCUCUACAACGCCGAGAUGCUGCGCCAUGGCGUCCGGAGCGCACCGCACUUCGUCAUGUUCUUCGCCCCGUGGUGUGGGCAUUGCCAGAGUCUCCAGCCAACGUGGAAUGAACUUGCAGAUAAAUACAACAACAUGGAUAAUCCACAGGUCUAUGUUGUAAAAGUGGACUGCACUGCAGAUACUCCAUUGUGUUCUGAACAUAGUGUCAGGGGAUACCCAACUCUAAAAUUACUAAGACAACACCAAGAAGAUGCAAAAUAUCAGGGACCUAGAGAACUUGAGUCACUAGAGAAAUGGAUGUUGAAGAAAUUAAAAGAGGGCUCUGAGGAGGAAGUACCUAAAUUGAAGCCAUCAAAAGCACCUGAUACAAAGCAAGGUCUUUAUGAGCUCUCAGCAGCUAAUUUCAAGCAACAUGUAGCAGAAGGCAAUCACUUCAUCAAAUUCUAUGCCCCUUGGUGUGGCCACUGCAAAGCAUUGGCACCUACUUGGGAACAGUUGUCUCUCUCCCUUGAACGGUCGAAGUCCGUCAAGAUUGGAAAGGUGGACUGUACACAGCAUUCUACAAUCUGCUCAGAAAAUCAGGUGCGCGGUUAUCCAACUCUGCUUUGGUUCAGAGGUGGAGAAAAGAUUGACCAAUACAAAGGAAAGAGAGAUUUAGAUUCUUUGAAAGAGUAUAUUGAAUCUCAGUUAAAAGAUUCCAAGGAAGCCAUGAAUGAAGUUAAACCCACUAAAGCACCUUUACCAGAAAUAACUCCUGAGGGCAAAGUUCUUUCCCUGUCUGAAAAAGACUUCGAUAAAGAAGUGGCUAAUGGGAUCACUUUCAUCAAGUUUUAUGCUCCGUGGUGCGGACAUUGUAAAAGCCUGGCUCCCAUAUGGGAGAACCUCUCAAAAAGGAACUUUCCAGGACCAGUGGAUGUGAAGAUAGCAGAAGUAGACUGCACUGCUGAACGCAACGUCUGCAACAGAUUUUCUGUCCAUGGCUACCCAACACUCUUGCUUUUCCGUAGUGGUGAGAAAGUAUCUGAACACACAGGAGCCAGAGAUCUCGACACACUGCACAACUUUGUUCUGGGACAGUCCAAGGAUGAACUGUAAAAAUGUACCUGCUUAGUUAUUGCUCCUUUAGCUGGGUCCAGUAAACUUGGAAGUUGAAUCAUGGUAAUGUUAUUGGAUUUCCAGUAGUGGUCAUGUGGGAAACUGGAUGUUCUAAAGCGUGGUAUCGUCUGUUCAUAUGUUUGUAUUUCCUAUUAUCUACUCUGCUAAACUUGAGGAAAGGUUACAACAAACAGUAACUGAUCAAAUUGGAAACCAGCAUUUAUGGUACUGGUUACAUUAAUGAUGGGGGGAAAAGUGUUUGAAACAAAAAUUAAGGAAAAAAAGGCUAACACCACUGCAGAUAACAUAUUAGUACAAUAUCAGCUGCAUAAAAUUUGCAGAGUUUAAUUUCCUUCAGAAACCAAAUUAGAAGAAAUUCUAAAGGAAAGCCCACAGAAACACAAUCGUCUAGGGAGCUACCCUGGCUAUUUGCUUUCUGUUGUUGUCUUCUCUCAUGAGGAAGUGCAAUGAAAAUUAAUGGUACUGUCUAGGUCUGGAUAUUGGACAAUGCUACCUCUCAGCUAAGCCCAACACUCCGUUUAAUUAAAUUGCAUGACUUGGCUGUCUUCAUAUAGAUUUGAUGUUCAUUUCAAUUCCAAACAUUAUAAACCAAAUUUUACUGGGUGAAGAUUAUCCCCUGUUUACAAUUUGUCAAUUUCAGAUUAGCUAGGAUCCAUGUUUACAUAUGAACAGGUACAUCUUUAGAAGUCUAUGAAAGACCUUCUCUUUUCCCAGGUCCGCAAUAACAAAAAAAUCAAACUUGCCCAUAACAUUUUUGUAGAUGAUAUUGUAGGUUUGUGUAUUUUCCAGCCCCAUUCAGUCCUGUUUCCAAUUUAGUAUGCCCUAAGAGGAUGAAUUAAAGCCAAAGACUUUCUUGUGCAAGUAGUGAUACAAGAUCAAACUAUAGCAGCUAAAUCUUGAUCUAUUUUGCAUAUGGAUUAUUGCCAUCUUUCUGGGGCAGUUACGGGUCAUUAUCUGCAGGUCUAUACAGAAGAAAUACGAUGUUCAUAGCCAUGUCUAGAUGCUCAGUGUUUGUACUCUAGUUUGUUUUUCCUUCAGUUUUUGAAGGGUAGAGAAUUUGUCCAGAACAAAGCUGGAAAAAAAUCCUUGUGAAUUAUGGAAGUUAACUGAAAGGGCUAAUCACAUAUGGCAGAGAAAUCAACACAUAUUUCUGCCUUAAAGGGAGCCUUUAUUCAUUUUAAAAACCUAAAGAAGCACAAUUUUAAGAGCUGGCUAAGUUGUAUCUCAUGAGUUUCUUGUACAAAAUCAAGUGGUACAAUUGUUUACACAAUUUCUGAAUAAAUUUUUUUUAAAAAAA
This is a messenger RNA of Pseudonaja textilis, 2655 nucleotides long. It is a transcript of the gene TXNDC5, whose product is annotated as thioredoxin domain containing 5. The record is from RefSeq and is a predicted model, not a curated record. NCBI's taxonomy places the organism in Eukaryota, Metazoa, Chordata, Lepidosauria, Squamata, Elapidae. Gene Ontology annotation, biological process: protein folding. Gene Ontology annotation, molecular function: protein disulfide isomerase activity. Gene Ontology annotation, cellular component: endoplasmic reticulum.